Molecule: messenger RNA, 10576 nt
Organism: Drosophila obscura
Lineage: Eukaryota; Metazoa; Arthropoda; Insecta; Diptera; Drosophilidae
Gene: Ca-alpha1T
Product: voltage-dependent T-type calcium channel subunit alpha-1G
Exons: 26
Coding region: 410-10387 (3325 amino acids)
Biological process (GO): calcium ion import; sodium ion transmembrane transport; neuronal action potential
Cellular component (GO): neuron projection; plasma membrane; voltage-gated sodium channel complex
Molecular function (GO): low voltage-gated calcium channel activity; voltage-gated sodium channel activity
Source: RefSeq, a predicted model, not a curated record
AUUCUGCGAAAGCUUUCGGCGCGUACAACAUCCAGUAGGCGUUCAGCCUCCGAGCGGAUAACAUUGCGUUGUUGUAGUUCUUGGAGUCCAAGCAAGACAGACACUAGACACCAGAAGAUAAAAGACAACUCAAAAAGCUGAUCAGCAGAAAGAAUUCAAAAUUGAAAAGAGAAUUACAAAAAAGUUAAAAGUAUCAAAUCAUAUUAAAUCAAAAGAAAGAAAGAAAAUACAAAUUGAAAUCGAAAUAAACAAAAAAACAAAAAAAAAUCGUGAAUCGGAAAGGAGAACGGAAAGAGCAGUCCGACGGAGAACGGAGAAGGCCAUUCAACCGAUAAAAGCAAUCAGCCACAAAAUGGAAUGACCCGCGCUGCCGCGACAGGUGGCCCACACGUUGCUUAGCCAGGGGAGAAUGCUGCCACAGUUAGCAGCAGCAGCAGCAACACUUCAACAAGCAGCAGCAACAGCAGCAACAGCCGCAACAGCAACAGCCAGCAGCAACAUUCCGUGUGGGAAUGGCCAGCGACGUCGCGUGGCAGCAGCAACAGACGGCUGCAACAACAAUACGAAGCUCAACAAGAACAACAGCAACAGCAACAACACUAGCAGCAGCACCAGCAAAAAAUUAAAUCAAAUGCAUUCCAACGAAGAGCCGCCCAUGACGGUGAUCGUCGAUGGAGGCGGAGGCGGAGGCGCAGGCGGACAGCAGCAGCAGCAGCAACAGCAGAAGGUGCCCCGCAGCGGCAGCCAGAGGUUGCGGAAAACGAGUUCCUCCAGUGCCAAGGCAGCGAUACCAGUACCUGCAACGACAGCGUCAGCUGGCUCCAUGCAACGCGCACAUCGACAGCCAUCGAACGCCUCUGGGACCGCCAGCUCCGAUUCGAGAAGGCGUCGCUAUCCGGGCAAGUCGGAGCGCCACGACCGACAGGAUCGCCAGGAUCGCCAGGAGGAGCGACGUGAGCGACGGGAUCGACAGGAUCGACAGGAUCGACAGGAGCGCCAGGAGCAGAUGCCACGCCUCGGGGCCGGACGACGGCACAGUGGUGCCUCCUCGCUGAGCGAUGCGGUGGCCAGUGGUGGCGGCGGACGUGGCCGCCAUCGCCGCGAGCCGCGAUCGGGGGCCAUCAGCUCCUCGACAGGCUCCAGCUGCAAUGGCAGCUGCAGCUCCGACGAUGGCGACUCCUCGCACACAUCGUCCUCGUCCUCGUCCAGCUCCUCAGGCGAGCCGAAUCUACCGUAUCCCGGCUUCCCCGAGAUAUCCAUGAAGGCUCUCACGCAGUACACGCGGCCACGCAACUGGUGCCUGAUGCUCAUCACCAAUCCGUGGUUCGAGCGCGUCUCCAUACUGGUCAUCCUGCUCAACUGCAUCACCUUGGGCAUGUACCAGCCCUGCGUGGACGAUGCCUGUGUCACGAAUCGCUGCAAGAUACUGCAGAUCUUCGAUGACAUCAUCUUUGCGUUCUUUGCCCUGGAGAUGACCAUCAAAAUGGUGGCCAUGGGCAUGUGCGGCAAGAACACCUACCUGGCCGACUCGUGGAACCGGCUGGACUUCUUCAUCGUCCUCGCCGGCCUGCUCGAGUAUGUGAUGCACGUGGAGAACCUCAAUCUGACGGCUAUACGCACGAUCCGGGUGCUGAGACCACUGCGGGCCAUCAAUCGCAUACCCAGCAUGCGGAUCCUUGUGAUGCUACUGCUGGACACGCUGCCCAUGCUGGGCAAUGUGCUGCUGCUCUGCUUCUUUGUGUUCUUCAUCUUUGGCAUCAUCGGCGUCCAGCUGUGGCAGGGCAUCUUGCGGCAGCGUUGCGCCCUGGAGCGGCCCGAGGGCAUGAUCCAUCCCAUCACGGGACUACCUGAAGUGUACAGAGUUCGAGUCCGUGUUAACUCGAAAAACCAUCAGUUUCUAUUGCAAAGCCUGUCGCAGUACUACGAGUUCUCCAAGGAUCAGGACUACAUCUGCUCCACGCCCACCGACUCGGGCAUGCAUCUGUGCGGCAACUUCCCCCCCUACCGCAGCGGCUCACUGGUCUGCAAUGAGGAGGCCAAGCUGUUCGACUUCAAUGAGCCGACGAACACCUCGUGCGUCAACUGGAACCAGUACUACACAACGUGCAAGCAGACCGGCGAGAAUCCCUUUCAGGGCACCAUUUCGUUUGACAACAUUGGCAUGGCCUGGGUGGCCAUAUUCCUGGUCAUCUCGCUGGAGGGCUGGACGGACAUAAUGUAUUACGUGCAGGAUGCGCACAGCUUUUGGGAUUGGAUCUACUUUGUACUGCUGAUUGUGAUCGGGUCGUUCUUUAUGAUCAACCUAUGCCUGGUCGUCAUCGCCACCCAGUUCUCGGAGACGAAGAAGCGCGAGAUGGAGCGCAUGCGACAGGAACGGGCCCGGUACACGUCCACAUCGACGCUGGCGAGCAGCACAAACAACUCGGAGCCGGCCACAUGCUACGCGGAGAUAGUCAAAUACAUCGCCCAUCUGUGGCGGCGCUUCAAGAGACGAAUGUUAAAGAAGUACAGAUUAUAUAAGUACCAGCGGCAGCAGCGCAAGGAGGGACUGCUGCCCAAUGCCGACAAUCUGACCUUCUCGCCGUCACGCAUCAAGUGCCACCAUCCCAAGUGCCCCAAGUACAGUAAUCGCAAGCAUCCGUCCGGCAUUCAGGAUCAGAUGAUUACCGUCAUGGUGCCGCUCAACUCAAACUCGAAUUCCAACAACAACAACAACAACACCAACAAUCACAAUGGCAGCAGCACCAACACGAUGGCCAACACCAAUGCGAAUGCCAGCAACAAUGUGCCCAGCUGCACCACAGUGGCAUUGGUGAACGGUAUAAAUGGCAGCACGGCCAGUGUGACCAUGUCGACAGCGCAGCAUCAACAGGCCGCUCAGCAGCAGCAACAGCAGCAGCAGCAACAGCAGCAGCAGCACUCAUCCUCCGACAAAACCGAACAGUCUCUGGGCGAGGCAGCGGCGGCCUGUGGCCUCGGCGGCGGAAUGGUCAUGCCACGCAGCUCCUCGAUGAAAAAGUCCUCACAGCUGAAGCCCGAGGGCAGUGCCGGCGAGCAGAAGACAAUUCUGCUGAAGUUCCCACAGCAGAUCAUGGACUCGGAGCAGCUGAUUCUGCAGUUGGGAAAUUUAGGCAAGAGCCACCCGUGCACCUCGGGAUUCCUCAGUCCGCCCACUUCGGCCAGCCGGCGUCCGUCGGUGAUGUUCAACGAGUACGUGCUGCUGCACACGCCUCCCGCCCUCAGCGCGGAGCAGCCUGCCCUGACACCGGGCAGCGCCACCGCCCCCCCAGCGGCAACAACCAUUGCCACUGUUGCCACAGUGGCGGGAACAGCAGCAGCUGCGGCGGCGGCAGCAGCGUCAGCGGCAGCGACAUCAGCAGCAGCAUCGACAUCGGCGGCAGGUUCCGGUGGCAGCAACAGCCACAGCCACAGCAACCACAGUGGUGGCAGUGGCAGUGGUGGUGGUGGUGGUGCGACGGUCCCAGAGAAAAGCACCACCAUAUUCUCCACGGAGAAGAUGACCCAGGUCGGCGAUGGCAGCAUCUGGCAGGUGAACCUGCCGCAGACCAUCGACACCAUCGCCAAUCCAUAUGCAGAUUGCUCCGAGCUGGGUAUACACGAUGCGAUGACUUGUCAAGAGCUGUUAGCAUUCUCUGUGGCCUUUUCAGCGGCCCUGCCGACGGGACAGAGCACGCUCGAGUCCUUUUACACGUCGCUGGCCCGCUGCGAUCCACACACCGCUGAGGCGCUUAAGGCCCAGCACAAGCGGCCACCGACGACGACCACCACGAACACGGGACAAGGACAAGGACAGGCCCAGGCCCAGGCCCAGUCCCAGUUAGUCUCUGUCCAGUCACCGGGACAUUUCCAGCCAUCGCCGGAUCAGGCGACGGGUGGAACUGGCGAUGCCUUCGAGCUGAGCGGCGCGCCCAGCACUGUGGUCGCCGUCUCAGGGGCUGUGGGACCUGGGGAGUCGCAGGCAGCAGCCACCCACCAUCGCCAGCGGCGAGAACAUCACUCGCAUCCCCACCAGCAUCAGCACCAGCAUCAGCAUCAGCACCAGCAUCACCACAAUAAUAACAACAACAGCCACAGCAGGAACAACAAUGGACACAGAUCACGAGGCCACACAUCCCACGGGCAGGGACAUGGGCGCGAUCAUGGCGAUCAUGGUGGUCCCACGGGCAACUACAUGGAGGACUACGCCUGCUGCUACGACCUGUACCAGAACGCCCUCUCGCCGCUGGAGGAGCGACACCAUCAGCGAUCGCCGGCGAUGCGCGGCCUGAUCGCCUCCUACCGCUGCCUGUCGCGCAUCUGCAGCUACGUCCGGCGCUACAUCAGGCGCCUGGUGGAGCACAAGUACUUCCAGCAGGGCAUCCUGCUGGCCAUACUGAUCAACACGCUCUCCAUGGGCAUCGAGUACCACAACCAGCCGCCGGAGCUCACGGCCAUCGUGGAGACCAGCAACAUUGUCUUCUCCGGCAUCUUUGCCGUCGAGAUGCUGCUCAAGGUGGUGGCCGAGGGGCCCUUCCGCUACAUAGCCAAUGGAUUCAAUGUCUUUGACGGCAUAAUUGUCAUACUCAGCGCCAUUGAGAUAUGCCAACAGUUUUUGGGCAACGGCACGGGGGGCGGUGGCUCCGGUUUGUCGGUUCUGCGCACAUUCCGGCUGCUCCGCAUCCUCAAGCUCGUCCGCUUCAUGCCGAAUCUGCGGCGGCAGCUGUUCGUCAUGCUGCGCACCAUGGACAACGUGGCCGUCUUCUUCUCCCUGCUGGUACUGUUUAUAUUCAUCUUCAGCAUACUCGGCAUGUAUCUGUUUGGCGGUAAGUUUUGUAAAUUUUUGGACGAAUCCGGACUCGAGCGCGAGUGUACGUGUCCCGAAAUAAUCAGCCGGCAUCCGCAAUGCGAGUGCGAUCGCAAACACUUCAACAACAUUUUGUGGGCCACUGUCACAGUAUUCCAAAUACUCACGCAAGAGGACUGGAACGUCGUCCUGUUCAAUGGAAUGGAAAAGACAAGUCAUUGGGCCGCACUGUACUUUGUGGCCCUAAUGACAUUCGGCAAUUAUGUGCUAUUUAAUUUAUUGGUGGCCAUUUUGGUUGAGGGAUUCAGUUCAGAGCGAAAUGAACGUCGCGAGCGCGAACAGCGCGAGUUGGUUAAGAAACUGCGCGAAGAGACAUUGGCCGAGAAUUAUAGCGAUGGUAUGUACGAUGAAUCGCGCAGCGAGGCCGAUUCAUCGACCACUAACGAUAGUUACUACGAGGUACGCAAUCGCUGGCGCUCAGCGGAGGACGUGCGCAAGCUGCAGGACUCGGCCGAGCUGAUCAACGAGGCCAAGAGCAACAUGCACCGCCAGCGGCUGCUCCAGCCCAGCCACGAUUACCAGAUCAACGAGCUGCCAACGCCGACUGCUGCAUCCGCCACUGCUGCUUCCGGCCUGGACAACAAGGAGGCUGGCGGCAGCAGCAUCCACAAGCUGAUGUCGCAUGAGGAGAGCAGCGGCAGCAGCAAGCCCCGAGGCGGCCUCAAAAAGACAUACUCCAUCAAGGACAGACGCAGCGAGGCGUCGCGCCUCUCCAAGAUGCGGCUCGUUCGGGAGCCGCCCAUCAUCACCACGACGGCGGCCACGCCGCAGGACUCGCCCAGCACCACCCUGGAGCCGGGCAUGAGCUUCCGCCAGUGGGGCGACAUGGAGCCGCCGCCUCCACCUUCGCCGUCGCUGCUGCGACCCCCCAACAUCUUCACGGGGGGCCAGCGCACCCUGGACGAGGGCAUACCCGCCAUCGACCUCAUUCCGCCCUCCCCGGUGCUCACCCACAAGCCCCUCAAUAUCCUCAACGCCAGCCAGCUGGGCUUGGGCGUGGGCGGAACCGGGGGAGUGGCUUUUGCAGGGGGGGCAGGGAGCAUAGGGAGCACUGGGAGCAGCAUGCACAGCGUCAUCAUCGAUGACAUAUCGAAGAGUUCCGGCUCAGCGGCAGCCGCCACGCCCAUCUACGUGCCCACCAUCUCCUCCGCGUCGACAGUGGGGGCGGGCGGAAUGGGUCUGGGACAUGAGCAGGGUCUGCAGCCGCCGGCUGCGGAGAGCCACAGCUACAGUCACAGUCUGAAUGAUCUGACGGGCUCGGGCUCGGGCUCGGGCACGGGCACGGGCUCGGCCACUGGACCUGCAUCCAGUGCCGCGGCCUCGACCAGCGGCAGUUCUUCCAGCGAGCGCCUGCCCCUGGCUCCCGCCCCGUACAGCGGCGCUGGCGGGGGCAGCUUCAAGCAGCGUUUCCGGCGCAGCAGCUCCAAGAAGAGGAGACCCCAGCCGACGGCCGCAGCCGAGGACAGCAUCAGUGGCCAUGAGGAGGAGGAGCAGCUGCAGCAGCAGCAGCUGAACAACGGCAGCGACAACAGCCACCUACUGAGGAGCAGCGCAGGAGGCGGAGGCGGAGGAGGGGGUGGACUGGGAGGUGGAAGCACAGGAGGCACAGCUGCCAAGGACACCAACCGGCUGAGUCCGCAGAACUCGAUCCGCAGACUCUCAAACACGCUGAGCAUCGGCAGUGCUGGCAGUCCGGGAGCGGCGCUGGGCAGUCGCCGGGCCUCGGCCUGCAUCUUCAACUCGCAGGUGUACCAGAACCUGAACCAGCCGCCGAAGCUGCGCCCGGGCACGGGCCAGCGGCGGAUGAGCUCCAUCGAGCUGGCCUUCAGCAAGACCUCGCACCUGAAUCUGCACAACCUGGAGGCGAACCGCAAGUCGCUGUCCUACACGAACUCCAAGAUGGACCUCGACAAGUGGCAGAGGUCGUACGGCAAUCUCAACGAGCCGGACAACAUGCUGCAGCAGUACAUUGAGGCGCGGGACAAGCGCAAGACCUCCAUCAGUCACUACAACCUGAAGAAGCGGCUCGAGGAGAAGGAGAUCCAACAGCUGCAGCAGCUCCACCAGCAGCAGCUGCUCCUCCAGCAGCAGCAGCAGCAGCAGCAGCAGCAGGACUCCUCGUCCUCCUCCCAGCAGCCGCACUCCCAGUCGCUGUCGCAGUCGCAUCGCCUCUCCAAGGAGUUUCAGCAUCUGGCCCUGCAGCCACAUUCCAUGGUGUCCUCCAGUGGCGAUCGCAUGUCCAAGCUGAAGAUGAUCAUCGAGCGGCUCACACCCAGGCAGUUCGCCAUGGAGCGUGAGUCCUACUCGAUGUACGUCUUUCCCGAGGAUAACAAGUUUCGGCAGGUCUGUACGUGGUUUGUCAAUCAGAAGUGGUUCGACAAUGUUGUGCUGCUGUUCAUCGCACUCAACUGCAUCACACUGGCGAUGGAAAGACCAAACAUCCCUCCAACCAGCACCGAAAGAUUGUUCCUGGCAACAGCCAAUUACGUGUUCACCGCCGUCUUUACCGUUGAGAUGUUCAUAAAGGUAGUCGCCACGGGCAUGUUCUACGGCACGGAUGCGUACUUCACAUCCGGCUGGAAUAUCAUGGACGGAUCUUUGGUUACCAUUUCCAUAAUUGAUUUGUUAAUGUCAUUGAUUAGCGAAUCGAGCCCGAGGAUAUUUGGGAUUUUAAGGGUGUUUCGGCUACUUCGUUCCCUGCGGCCUCUGCGGGUGAUCAACCGUGCCCCGGGUCUGAAACUAGUCGUGCAAACGCUCUUAUCGUCCCUGCGUCCCAUCGGCAACAUCGUGCUGAUCUGCUGCACCUUCUUCAUCAUCUUCGGGAUACUGGGCGUGCAGCUAUUCAAGGGCACCUUCUUCUACUGCGAGGGCGAGAACAUCAAGAAUGUGCGCAACGCGGACGAGUGCCGCCGCAUUCCGGGCAACGUGUGGACGAACCGCAAAUACAACUUCGACGACCUGGGCAAGGCCCUGAUGUCCCUCUUCGUGCUGAGCUCCCGCGACGGGUGGGUGAACAUCAUGUAUACGGGCCUCGAUGCCGUCGGCGUCGACCAGCAGCCGAUCGUGAACUACAACGAGUGGCGGCUGCUGUACUUCAUUGCGUUCAUCCUGCUGGUGGGCUUCUUCGUGCUCAACAUGUUCGUGGGCGUUGUGGUGGAGAACUUUCAUCGGUGUCGCGAGGAGCAGGAGAAGGAGGAGAAGAUCCGGCGGGCGGCCAAGCGAGCGCUGCAGAUGGAGAAGAAGCGCCGCCGGAUGCACGAGCCGCCCUACUACACCAACUACUCGCCCACCCGCAUGUUCGUCCACAACGUGGUCACCUCCAAGUACUUCGAUCUGGCCAUCGCCGCCGUCAUCGGGCUGAAUGUGGUCACCAUGGCCAUGGAGUACUACCGCAUGAAAAUGGCCCUGCAGUAUGCCCUGAAGAUCUUCAACUACUUCUUCACCGCCGUCUUCAUACUGGAGGCGCACAUGAAGCUGGUGGCCCUCGGCUGGAAGCUGUACCUCAAGGAUCGCUGGAACCAGCUGGACGUGGGCAUCGUUCUGCUCUCGAUCGUGGGCAUUGUGCUCGAGGAGCUGGAGACGAAGAUAAUACCCAUCAAUCCGACGAUCAUACGGGUGAUGCGCGUCCUGCGCAUCGCGCGCGUCCUUAAGCUGCUGAAAAUGGCAAAGGGGAUCAGGGCCCUGCUGGACACCGUGAUGCAGGCCCUGCCACAGGUGGGCAACCUGGGACUGCUCUUCUUCCUGCUGUUCUUCAUCUUCGCGGCGCUGGGCGUGGAGCUGUUCGGGCGCCUCGAGUGCUCCGACGAGAUACCCUGCCAGGGCCUGGGCGAGCACGCGCACUUCGCCAACUUUGGCAUGGCUUUCCUCACAUUGUUUCGCGUAGCGACUGGCGACAAUUGGAACGGCAUCAUGAAGGACACGCUGAGGGAUAAUUGCGAUGACGCGGCCGAUUGCGUACGCAAUUGCUGCGUCAGCUCGGUUAUUGCUCCCAUAUUCUUUGUGAUAUUCGUGCUAAUGGCGCAAUUCGUUUUGGUGAAUGUCGUCGUGGCUGUACUGAUGAAACACCUCGAGGAGAGCCACAAGCAAAUGGAAGACGAGCUCGACAUGGAGGUGGAGCUCGAGCGCGAGCUGGUGCGCGAGCAGGAGUUCGCCCAGGAGCAGAAGCUGUGCCAGCAGCUGGCGGAGGCGCAGGCCAAGGCGGCCGCUCCCCCACGCCCCCUCGCCAAGGUCAAGUCGCUGCCCAAGAACUUCAUCUACAGCACCCCCUCGCUGGACAAGAAGUUCCCCAGCCCCCAGUCCCUCACCAGCAGCGCGGCCAACAAUCUCAACCAGCUGCAGCAGCAGAAUCCAUCCACUUCGACAUCCACAUCCCCGGGACUGGGCGGACUGUCGCAGAGGGGCGUGGCAGCCGGACCGGGAGCGGGAGCGGGCGGACGCCGCCAGACCGUACAGUACUUCAAUCAGCCACAGAGCGGCUGCCCUGGACCGGGCCUGGGCCUUGGCCUUGGCCUGGGCCUGAGCCUGGCCGAGAUGGGCGGCACGCUGACGCCUCAGGCGCUGGGCGCGCGGCUGGGCGAACCCUUUGGCGGCGCCUCCACAGCGACGGCAGCGGGAGGCACUUGUGCCGGCCCCGGCUUUGGCCAGGAGCCGGGCAACCUCCAGCUGCCGCCGCUGGGACGCCGCGGGCGACGCGCCUCGGCCGCCGCCGGCUUCCGCAAGCGCGGCGUGCUGUCCAAGGAGCGCUCGCUGGACGAGCAGGCCAUUCGACGACGCAAUCUGGAGGCCAAGCGCACCAGCUGCGACUCGCUGCCCUGGGGCGGCGAUGCCCUCGACUACAGGCGCGGCACCAUCUUCGAGAGCCUCGAGUCGGAUGGCGGGGGCGGCGGACUGGGCUCAGGAUCGGGAUCGGGCUCGGGCUCCGGAGGAUCACCACUCGGCUUUGAUAUUCGCAGCGUGCGCAGUGCGGAUGUGCCGCACCUGGAGCCGGACACCGAUGCUCUGGCCGUGGUCAGUGCCAUGGUGCCCGCCGCCACGCCCAUGCCCCUGUCCAUGCCGCUAGCCCUGCCCUUGCCCAUGCCCACGCCCACACCCACACCCUCAUCCGCACCCACCAGGAUGUCGUCGGGACAUCAUCCGCCACCUCGGCGCCCCUACGGCUGGUCGCAGUCCGUCGAUCAGGGCUGCCUUCUGGGGGCGCCCGGUCGCAGCAGCCUCCUCCUGUCCGUGCCGCGCUCGAUGCCGCCACGAAGCCGCAGCGGCAGCACCAAGCAGCUCUUCAAGCAGCAGGCCCUCGACGAGGAUGCCGACAUGGACGAGAGCUCGCUGCUGCUGCCAGCCCGAGCCGCUAGCGGUGGCGGAGGGAGGAGGAGUCAGCGGGGGAGUUGUUGGAGUCCCCACCAUCGCCGCUGCCCUGGAGAGCGUGUCUGCCGCCAGUGCUGUGGACUCCCCCGUGCUAACGGGCAAGUCCGACUCGGCAGACAUCUUGCGGAUUAUCAGCGAGCGGCGGCGGAUGGAUCAGCAUGACCAGCGGGAUCCCAGAGACGAUGCCGAGGACAGGGACAGCGACUACAACGAGCUGUUGCUGGUCAAGUCGCCACAGUCCUCGAUGGAUUAGGCAUGCAGCUCAUUGCAUGUCUCACACUCUCCACUCUCUCUCUCUCUCCCUGUGUCUUUCUCUCUCUCCAAGUAUACAUAGAUCCCUGUCCCUGUCCC